Molecule: messenger RNA, 898 nt
Organism: Uloborus diversus
Lineage: Eukaryota; Metazoa; Arthropoda; Arachnida; Araneae; Uloboridae
Gene: mRpL9
Product: 39S ribosomal protein L9, mitochondrial-like
Exons: 7
Coding region: 43-882 (279 amino acids)
Biological process (GO): translation
Cellular component (GO): ribosome; mitochondrion
Molecular function (GO): structural constituent of ribosome
Source: RefSeq, a predicted model, not a curated record
CAUAUUGCAAUGUUUUGAAAUUGUGCUCGAUUUUUUUGAAAAAUGAGUUUUUGUCGCAUAUUUAAGCGAGAUAUUUACAGAUUGAUUCUUCAAGAUGUGUUUCAUUCAUCAAUCCUACCCAGUAGGAGUACAUUCAUUGUUAAACGAGUAAACCCGGUCCCCCUAUCAAGGUUAACGGCUCCAAGACCUAGAAUUUUGAAAGCAAGGCAUUUUGUUUAUGAAACAGUAGAGGACACUGAUCUAACUGAAGCUCCUGAUAUCCAAGUUGUCUUAACAAGUUUUGUUGAUGGCAUAGGAGAUGUUGGUGAUGUAAUAUCAGUGCAAGCAGAAUUUGGUAGAAACAGUCUUCUCUUACCAAGGAAAGCAUUGUAUGCUACACCUGAAAAUAUCGAAAAAUAUGGUGUAAUAAAAAAGACAAGGCCGGAAAGGUCGAAGUACAGCUCAAUACAUUCAGGAGUGACUAUGAGGUGCCUUAGUAAGAUGGCUAUUCCUGUUUAUAUGAAUUCUCAGGAGCCAUGGGUUAUUGAAAAUAAUCAUGUUCAAGUUGCAUUUCGGAAUGAAGGUUAUUGUGUACCAUUGAAUGCCAUUGAAAUGCCAAGUAAUCCUAUUGAAGGCCCAGAUGAAUCUAAAGAAGCUAAAGAUUUUGCAGUUUAUGUUACGAUUAAUAACACAGAAAGAAUACCAGUUAGAUGCAAACUUUUUCACAUAAAACUUGGGUUUGAAACUGCAAAACUCAGUGAAGAAUACUAUACGGAGAAAGGUGAUCCAAUUUUAGAUGAUCAAAAAGAACUCUUAGAUAGUAUGCCUAAACCAGAAUUACUUACUGAUCCUAAUCAAAAUAUAUCCUUAGUUGAACGAUAUCGUAUUCAAUAUAUUAAAUAAAUUGUUUUUACCAGUA